Messenger RNA from Eimeria mitis, 1518 nucleotides. RefSeq lists its product as uncharacterized. The coding region runs from base 1 to 1518 and encodes 505 amino acids. The record is from RefSeq and is a predicted model, not a curated record. Gene Ontology annotation, molecular function: protein kinase activity; ATP binding. NCBI's taxonomy places the organism in Eukaryota, Apicomplexa, Conoidasida, Eucoccidiorida, Eimeriidae. The transcript has a single exon. Gene Ontology annotation, biological process: protein phosphorylation.
AUGCUUAUGAGCGGCAAUCAGGGGGCACCAGGAAGGCGAAGAAGAGACUCACUGCGACGUCUAGGACACGUCUCGAUCCUUUCUUUGAUUGUGGCGUUUACAACCGGUCUUUUAUUGGGAACACAGCUGCCGUCCCAUCGGGUUCAGCCGGCCAUCCCCGUUGGCAUCCCCACUAUUAAGGAUCGCGAGGAGGAGCAGCUCCCGUUAGAAACGCCUUCACCUCCUCCGUCUUUGCCAGAGGAAGGCGAAGCAGCGCUAGGCGCCACCGAAGUGCAUGAGGCAAGUCUUGUGGGUCCACAGCUGCCGCCUUACGACGAAUGGGGUUUGCCAUCCCUUAAUUACUUCGAGCAGACGCUGUCGCCUGUGUUGAAGCAAGGCAGAGAGGAAAUAUCUUCUUUACUUCACACAUUGAGCCUAAGCACAGAUGAACCCGACGACAUUUCAAAGGCCGUACAGCGGGGAGCAGCUAGGGUUCUGUCAAGAGGAGAGAAUGACGAGUUGGUUGGAAUGACUAUCACUCUACGGGAUGUUGAGCCGAUAAAAGCCAGGACGGAAAACCAGUAUGUGCCGCGCUCAUUUCUUGUCAGGAGGGUCCUGAGCGUCCGAACCCCUAGUAUAGUAAUGGAAGUAGAGGAUAUCACGACUGGGAAUCUGCAUACCAUGCGACUCCGAUGGGUUUAUGGGGACUCAAUCCGUGAGUUCGAAGAGGAAGAGAUGCUUGUGACUUUUAUGAAAGACCGGGCGAAAGCGGAGGAGUCCAUUGCACGGCAAGCAUCCCUCGGUACACCGGCUCAUUUGGUGGCAACGCAGAAGGGUUUUGCAGUUCCUUUGUACGUCGGCAACGCCGAAAACGUUCCAGAUGCAAUUUCAGAGGGUAGAUUCUACUAUUUCCGUCGCGUCCAGAUCCUCGAACGGCUGCACGGAGAAUUCAGUUUUGCCUCUCUCAUCACAGCCGACCUUUCAGUGCAUGCAAGGGAGUAUAUUGCUCAUCGUUUGCUUCACAUAGUGCUUAAACUGCAACAGGCGCUACUCAGCCACAACGAUCUGGAUUGGGAGAACAUUGAUGCCCGCCCAGACGGGUCUUUUCUUCUUAGUAAUUUUGAUGCUUGCAUUCCGUUCGGAAAAACAGUUGGAUAUAACGUACAUCUUUCUGGGAAGACCGUUGAGCCGAUGCUGCGGAUUCGAGCAAACACGUCUCCAGAAGAUGCGACGCCCUACGCUAACAGUGACCUUUGGUCCCUGGGAAUGCUCCUUUACGAGUUGUUCACAGGCGGGGACUUGCCAUAUACAAAUAAUCCCAGCAGGUAUACAGAAGAGGCAGUGGAAAUGGCCCAAUUCCUCAUGGAUAUGGAAGUGCAACCUGAAGAACUCGUCCUCAAACUGGAUGCCGUGAAAUGCCCUGUCAGAUGGAAACAGCUAAUUUUGAAGCUUCUUCAUCCCUCCAAUGGCCAAAGACUGGCGACGUGGGAUAUUUUUAUGGAAUUUCCUGACCUUGUAGGCCACCGCCUGCCAAGGUAA